Messenger RNA from Wasmannia auropunctata (little fire ant), 3619 nucleotides. RefSeq names its product sterol O-acyltransferase 1-like. The transcript has 9 exons. Bases 732 to 2351 code for a protein of 539 amino acids. Gene Ontology annotation, cellular component: endoplasmic reticulum membrane. NCBI's taxonomy places the organism in Eukaryota, Metazoa, Arthropoda, Insecta, Hymenoptera, Formicidae. Gene Ontology annotation, biological process: cholesterol metabolic process. The record is from RefSeq and is a predicted model, not a curated record.
CAGAGGCGUGUCCCCAUAAAAUUACGACGUUUACUAAAUUUAGAGAUAAAAUUUGUUUUUUCUUUGUUUUGGUCAGAGACAAUCAGACAGAGAUAAUUUCUUUCAUUAGCCACGUGUUUGAGGUGUUGCGUGUCCUUCCUAAUCAUCGUCGAGCGACGAUGAGUCGUAAAGAUUAAUCGGUGCGACGCACCGAAAAACAAUUAGAGUACAUGUGUACGGCCGUCACACAUCCAUUCCGAGUCAUCUAUUAGUCGAAGUACACAUGUACUCUAGAGGGACUAGAUCAGUACGUACUAUACUCUAUGGUGGGAUGAUAAGUGCGGAUCGAGCCGUUUAGAUAGUCUGCGUGCAUGGAGCGGUGCACAGUCGAGGCCGGAAUCGGAGCAGCUCACACGUCUCGCUGUCAAGCACCGUCGCAGACGUAUCGUGUUGUAUUCUGAAAAAUCCGAAAGAAAAUUAAAACAAUAUACUGCCACUUAAAAAAUAAUAGCAACGUAUAAUCGUGCGCGGCGGCGUGGAUCGCGAGUGUAUCACGAUCGGAAGAUCUUCGAUCGUUUGAGAAUCCGAGAGACUCCGGCUCGUCGUCAUAAACCGAUACCCUGAACCGUAUUGCAGCCGACUUUUCUAAGCGGAUCGCAAAUCGCUCUCAGAACGUGACACGAUUGCUCAAAGUGUAUAAUAUUCUCGGAGAAGAGUAAUCGUAAACUUUCACGGGCCAUCUCCAUUUAGUCAUGAGUUCUGAUGUAGAAACUAUAAAGCGUGAAGAUUCCGAUGUCGCAAACGACCUUCGUGAGAAGGGUAAAAGUGCGACCAAUGGAACCGUGUUCACGCGUUCGGAUGCUUUACGUCAGGCGACUGCCGAUGCAUUGCGAGAAAGAUUCCAGGAAGUAAAAAAGAGUUUUCUGAAAAACAUUGACACCUGUUUUAACGACGUAAUGUCCGAGACGCUGAAGAAGUUAGAGGUACCUACGGCGAAGAAUGGGGAAUUCUUGUAUAACUUGGAUAAAUAUCGUGACAAAAGAAAAUCCGGCAAGAAAGAUAUGCUGCCGGAUAAGGAGUUUCUCGAAAGAAACUCAUUGCUCACCGAUCUCUUCGAAAUCCCACAUAUUCGCACGGUUUACAAUCUGUUCAUGAUGACCCUCUUAAUCCUGCUUCUUAACACUGUCGCGUCCGAUAUCAUGGAAUCAGGAACGAUCCGGAUUGGUACUAAUACAAUACUGUAUAGUUUCGAAAAGUUUUCAACGUGCAUCUACAUUUGGUUUCUCAUGAAAGUUUCGACACUAGGCGUCUACGUGGCUUUCAAUCUUUGGGCGUAUCUACGACUCCGAUUCUUGCCAAAAUCCUUCAUUCGAAAAUUUUGGGAUUACGGCUGGCUAUCAGCAUUUAUAUCGUAUCAAAUCCUAUUUAUUGUUUUUCCUAUCAAAGCGGUGACUGAAACGAAACUUGGCAUAGCUUGCAGGUUUAUUAUUACCUUGGAACAAGCACGCAUAGUAAUGAAGAAUCACGCUUUCGUCAGAAGUGCGGCGUCCAGAUAUUUGUCAUACAAACCCCAUAGCGAAACUCCGCAGCCGAGUGGCCCUAAGUUCUCGCAAUAUUUGUAUUUCCUCUUCGCACCGACUCUUGUGUACCGCGACGAAUAUCCCAGGACGAAAAAAAUCAGGUGGAUGAUAGUGAUUAAGAAUUUCAUCGAAGUUGGUUUAGCGUUCUUCAAUCUCACCUUUAUCAUGGAACGCGUCAUACUACCAAUGUACAGAGAGUUCGGCGUACAACCUCUGGAAUGGAAGUGGUUUGUCCAGAACUUGAUCAACUCUAGCAUUCCCAGUGUUCUUUUCUUCAUCACCGGACAAUACCUUCUAAUACACGCGUGGAUGAACGCUUGGGCGGAAAUGCUGCGGUUCGCCGAUCGAUUGUUUUACAAGGACUGGUGGAACUCCACGACUUAUCACGCGUAUUACCGCACGUGGAACGAAGUGGUGCACGGCUGGUUGUACACGUACAUCUACAAGGACAUGUACGAGAUCGUGAUGCCGCGUAACCGGGUGCUGGCAGCCGCCGCCGUAUUCGUCGUUUCCGCAAUCGCCCAUGAGUAUAUAAUCGCGUUCGGAGUCGGGUUCUUCUACCCGGUGUUGUUCGUCUUGUUCGGCAUCAUAGGCUUCCCCAUGUUCUUUGUCCGCAAGAUCAUCAACAAUAACAUCUUUAUAUGGCUGAGCCUGACCGUUGGUCAGGGCAUCCUGUUCAAUCUGUACUCGAUGGAGUGUUACGCCCGACAAAACUGUCCAUCUCAUUCCAAUUACUAUCUGGACCUGUUCAUACCGCGAAGCUGGAGCUGUCAAGAGAAAUUUAACGUUUAAUCCUUUCGUGAACGCGUUAACGUGUUUGUGGCAAAAUCUUCGUGGAACGAUGUAUUAUUUCCUGUGCUCCGUAAUCGGAGCACUAUUUGAGGACUGUUAUGUACGAGUAUACAACCAGUUUAACAUUAAACUGGAAUAGAGCGAAAAAUAACUCGUUGACAUAAAAAAUCGUAACAAUAAAAAGACUAAUGAGAGGGUCCAGACGUAAUUGUUAGUGAAUUGUGAUAAUUCACUAGCAAUAAUAAUAAUAGUGAUAGUUUGUUUAUAGAAUUGCACGAUCUCAAUUUCUUUUUUAAUUAAUUUUUAAUUGCUGCAACUUUUUUUGUAUUGAUAAGCAUUCGAAAUCGAUGAAACUGCUUUUUGCAUUUUUCCUGCAAAAAAUACCUACCGUUAUCAUAAUCAAUGAUCCUUUUGACGAUUUUCAAAUUACAUCAUAAAAGACGACGUUAAUAAAAUCGCUCUAUCACGUUUCCCACGUUAAAAAUUAUUAACUUUACGAUCGAAAACCGUAAAAAAUCUCAGUCCAACUUGUUUUUUCGAAGAUGUGUUACACAGUGAUCUGUUCGUUUAUUGUUUAUUUAUUAUUUCAGAUUUUUCGUACCAUUCAGUAAGAAGACUUCCGAGCUUCGUUACUCUUUUAUUUGAGAUUUCAUUGAAAUUACGAUUAAAUAAUUCUCACAGAACAGUUAAAAAGGAAAACAGUGUUUAUAAAAAAUAUAUUAGUCUUCUGUAAUAAACGUAAUAUAAAAUAAAAGAUUAGAAUAAUUCAAUUAAGAUCUAAACUAGAUUGAAGCAUUGUGCGCAAUACUUCAUACUCGAUAAUUAUUUUAUCGAAUAUAAAAUAGCAUUACGCACAAAGUUUCUAAUCUAAUGUAGAUCUUAAUCAAUGGAAGCUCAAUCUAUAUGCUGAAAACACAUGGUGUACGUGUCGCGAGCGCCCGGAAGUCAUCUUAAGAGAUAACGACGACAAUCGAAUUUCUAAUUAAUUAUAAUAUUAAAUUAAUUGUAUAUAAAUCGGAAUGACGUUAUUAAAGAUGCAAUACACGAGAGUUUAUACAAAAAGGGAUAAUUUUUAUUUUUUAUUAAUUGAAGCUUUACAUACGCCUUCUAAUUUCCGCAUAGCAAUGAAAAAAAGUCAUACGUAUAUCUCCCUUCCUAUACUAAUUAAUUUAUGUCAUAUAGCCAAUACACAUGUAAAAUCCUCUUUUCAUAAUUUAUAUAAUUAUGCCUUUUUUUACGUUAUAAUAUAUAUAUAUAUAUACAUAUAU